CGGCUCGCAGGACGUCGCUGCCUCAGUCGCCAUCGCCAUCUGCCAUUUGCUCUCCGGCCGCGCGGGGGCGCCACUCGCCAACGCAGUCGCCAAAAAGGACACUCGUUUUCGCCACCACUCAACUCGCCUCGGUUUUCGAGAUUCUCGCUUCUCGUUUCGCACUCGUUUCCAGCCCGAGAAUUCGAUUCGAUUCCCGAUUUCGAUUCUUGGCCAUAGUUUCAGUCGGCGAGCCAAAAAGCAGCCUGCCAGUCGAGAGCGCCUUUCCCAGAACUCAGAACCCAGAACUCAGAACCCCAGUUAACCAGUUAACCAGUACCAUCCAGAACUGAAUCCCAAAGAUUGCAAAUACCACUUGGGGUCUAACGGUACCGCAGUGCGUUUUUAUUACCGCCGCCUUCGCUGCUACGCAUAUAUAUAUACGCAUCUACACAUAUAUAUGCGCACACGGACGCGCCGUGGUGUGCGUGCGGGGGGCGGGGGCAUGCGUGCGAGUGUGUGUGUGUGGGCCGAGCGGUCGCGCGUGUUUAAUUAAUCAUAAAAUCUACAUCACAAGCCGCAAAAGUAAAAAGUAACUCGCCAAAAACAGCAAAACAAAUACAUAAAACAAACAAAGCCCAAGGAAGGUGGGAAAGAGAGGGCUGCAGAGAGGGAGGGGGCCGGCGAGAGGGGGAUAAUGUGCAAUAAACUCGAUUUUGGAACCAACUAUAUCCUGUGCAAAAAACUAACACUGCUUUUCCGACGGCAUCCGCAAGAUACUCAACUUCAUAGAAUGAUGCUUACCAAAGGAUACUAAGUGCGAGGAGGAGAAAAAGGAGCAGCAGUCAAGGUGCAGUCCAUGAGCAGACUUCAGCGGCAAUUGGGAUCAGGAGGUGAGCGCUUCCGAUCGAGAGGAUAAUGUGUUCAAUAUUUCGCAACCGCAUCAAUUACCGUGGGACUGGCGGCACCAGGAGCGGCAGCGGGGAGCGGGAAAGGGACAGGGAUCGUGAUCGGGAGAGGGACAGGGAUAGGGACGCCCUGCUGGCCAAGGAACUGGAUGCGGAUAGCAACAACAAUGGCACCGAGCCGCAAAUGGAAACGGAAGCGGUUCCGGAAUCCGAUACGGAGAGGGAAGUGGCCGAGGAGCACGGCGAGGAUCAGGGGGAUCUGGAGAACAGCAACGAGGCCCUGGACCUCUCGCUGAUCUCGUCCAGCGGUCGGGAGUCCCUGCCAGGCAGUGGUCACGUCUCGCUGGAGGCCCUACAACAUACCAAAGUGGCGGUGGCCCAGUUCGCGGCCUCGGCGAUGGCCGGUAACCACCAGUCCGCCGACCUGGCCAUGGUGCAGUCCACCAUCUUCAAUGUGCAGCGGCAGCAUCUGAUGCAGCUGCAGCUCAUUCAGCACCUGCAAAGUCAAUUGAAAAGGGCCGAGGCAGUCGCCCUGGGCAGGCAAUCCCAGAGCGACGAGGAGGAGGACGAGCUGGAGCCCAAGAAGCAUCCAGCCAAUGGCCUGAAGGAGGAGGAAGAGGAGCAGGAUCAGGAGCUGGAGCAGGAUCAGGAGGUGGAGCCGCGACGGGAGGAGAGUUCAAAGACUGACAAGAGGGCGACUGAGGAGAGAAAGGCGGACCCGGAGGGCUACCAACCCAUGAUGUGCGACAUCAGCUCGAGCCUGGCCUCGAGCAUCAUCACCAACCACGAACCCCCAGCCGCCAACGAGCCCAACUGCCUGGAGAUGCUGCAGCGGCGAACGGAGGAGGUCCUGGACUCCGCUUCCCAGAGCCUGCACGCCGCCCAGAUGCAGGAGGAGUACUCGGAGUACGCCUCCAAGGAGGCUCAGAGUCGCGGCGAAAUCUUCAAGCACCGCUGCAAGUACUGCGGGAAGAUCUUCGGCAGCUACUCGGCCCUGCAGAUCCAUCUGAGGUCGCACACCGGCGAACGUCCAUUCGUUUGCAACGUCUGCGGCAGUAAGUUCACCACGAAAGGCAACCUGAAGGUGCACUACCAGCGGCACACGCAGAUCUUUCCACCCAUGCUGCUGCCACCGGGAGUGGCGCCCAACGUGGGGCACUCGGGUCAGGGUCAAGCGCAGGCCGAUCAGUAUCCCAUUCGCCUGCCUUUUGUGCCCCCGGGGGCUCCAUCGGGUCAGGAGCAGGCUCAGCAGCAGGUGGAGGAGCCAGAGGAUGUCAGGCAGGAGGCUCCGAUUCCAGUUCAGCAGGCAGAGGAUCUCAGCAAGCCAGUGGUGAAGGAGAAGGAGAAGUCCCACUCUCCCGUGGAGCGAGUCAAGACUCCCAAGGAGGUCAAGCCAGAGGUUCAACAGCCGCCACCGGAGAAGCCUGAAAAGGAGGUCUCCAAGCCGGUGGUGACCCCUUCGCGACGAAAUGGUUCUGUCCGGAAGCGACAGACCAGCAGUGCUGGCAGUCCUCCUCAGGAGGAUAGGGAACGGGAUCUGGCCGAGCACUUGCACAUAGCCAAGCUGGUGAGACGCUCUUCCUCCAGCCGAGAAUCUCAGCCGGCGGAGUACUCGCUCGCCCAAAUGGAACGCAUCAUCGACAAGUCGUGGGAGGACCUCAUCGAGAUCGACAAGACGUCGGAGACCUCGAAGCUGCAGCAGCUGGUGGACAACAUCGAGAACAAGCUGACCGACCCGAACCAGUGCAUCUUCUGCCAGAAGGUCAUGUCCUGCCGCAGUUCCCUGCAGAUGCACAUUCGCACCCACACUGGCGAGCGUCCCUUUCGCUGCAAGAUCUGCGGCAGGGCCUUCGCCACCAAAGGAAACCUGAAGGCCCACAUGAGCAUACACAAGAUCAAGCCACCGAUGAGGAGCCAGUUCAAGUGUCCUGUGUGCCACCAGAAGUUCUCCAACGGCAUUAUCCUGCAGCAGCACAUUCGCAUCCACACCAUGGACGAUGGCAGCGGUGGCCAGGGAGUUCCUCCAACAAAUCCCGGCGAGGCUGAACGGCUGGGCAUCGAGGAUCAGAACUCCAACAAGUCGCUGGGCACCUCGGACACCUUGGACUUCUCCACCACCAUUUCUGACCACUCGGGUCAGAGGUCUGAGUCCUCGCAAGGCGGUGACUUCGAUGAGUUCAUGACCAUGGACAGCACUGAUGACUCCAGGGACAACUCGAGUGCAGCCACAGCCACGCCCCAUCCCCUGGAAAGGGAGAGGGAUAGGGAGAAGGAGAGGGAACGGGAAAGGGAAAGGGAACGGGAGCGAAGGGUUCCCCAAGAUGGCUCCGAUGAGAGAUCUCAUUCCAAUCCCGAUCUGGCCGGAGGACGCAGCGAGAGUGGGGAGAUGCCCGCCAUGGAUCUCUCCUCGCCCUCUUCAGCCACCGGACGCAUCUUCGGAUCUGGGCUAGCGAAUGGAGCUGUUGGCGGAGGAUCGGGCGGUGGUGGUCUUCCCAUGCUCGGAAUGCCCAUGCCCCCAAAUCUCCUGCUCAUGGCCGCUGCCCGCGAAGAAAUGCACGCUCUAGGUCACGCUCACGCCAAAUUUCCCCUGCUGCCCUUCGGUCCACUUGGAUUUAUGGGUCUGCACCCGCCCCCCAAUGUGUGCAAUCUCUGCUUCAAGAUGCUGCCCAGCCUGGCCGCCCUGGAGAGCCAUCUGCAGAGCGAACAUGCCAAAGAACCGGCGACGGGCCACGCCCUCCGCCCCCACAGCAGUGAAGCUGGAUCGCCGUACGGUGCCAAGCUCACUCUCAAUCCAAAUCUGUUUGCAAAGAAGCCGCCGUCGUCGUCAUCGGGUGACAAGUUGCUUGAGUCAUCCGCCCUGCCCUUUCCCUCUGAGAAUCCCCCGGCGACGCCCAUCAAGGAAGAUCCCGACCAGGAGCAGUUGAUGGUGGAGGAGGGUGCUUCGGCUGGAGAAGGAUCUGGCAAUGGAGCUGGCUCGAACUAUCCCCAGGAAUCCGGUGAUGCAGAGCAGUCCCUGAUGAAGAUGCAGCUCCAUGCCCAUCGCUUUCCCGCCAGUCCCCUCGACUUUCAGCAGGCUUUGAUGUCCGCAGGACCUCCGACCUCUAGUUUGGAUCCCCCGGUGAACAACAAGCACUUCUGCCACGUCUGCCGCAGGAACUUCAGCUCGAGUUCCGCUCUCCAGAUCCACAUGCGCACCCACACGGGCGACAAGCCCUUCCAGUGCAAUGUGUGCCAGAAGGCCUUCACCACCAAGGGGAAUCUUAAGGUGCAUAUGGGCACUCACAUGUGGACGAAUCCGACUUCGCGGCGAGGUCGUCGCAUGUCCUUGGAGCUACCCAUGCGUCCUGGUCCAAACUCGGGACAAGGUCACCCAGGAUCGAGUGCCGAACAGGAGUUCAUGCAGCGAAGACCGGAGCUCUUCUUUCCCUACCUGCCGCCCUUUUUUAACGGAUUGCCGCCAAAGCCUGGUGAACUGAGUCCCGGCGCCUUUCCCAACAUACCCCCUCCGCCCUUCGCCAACGGCGGGAAGUAUCCAUAUCCGCCCGGACUCCUGGGCUUUCCGGGCUUCCUGGCCCAGCAUCCGUAUGGCCUGGAGCGGAGGAGCAGCAGCAAGUCACCCACACCAGAGCCGGCUCAGAGUCCUUCCCUGCGGGAGGAAGAGGGGUCCGGUAACAUAUGGCAUCCACUGAGUCGCAUCAAGGUGGAGAACAAUCAAAACGAGGCCAUGGGCGGCUUCAGCGAGCAGGAGGAUCAGCAGGAAGCAGAGGCGGAGGCCCACGGAGGGGACAACGAGGAGUCGGAGUCCAGAGAUGCGGAGAAGUAACUGAGAGGAGCCGAUGAUGAGAUCUUAGUCUUGGAACACACAUGGUUUUUGUGGAGUACAUAUCUUGAGCAUUACCCUACGCUAAGCUUCAACUAGCACCGACACAAACUCAAACACCCCCCUACACAUAUAUACGAAUAUAUCCUUUGUGUCUAUACAUAUAUAUAGUACGGUUAAUUGAUAGCGAUCUUCAAGGCAUUUAAAUGCAUUAAGUUUAGCCGGUAAGUUGUAAAAAUAGCGGAUCGAGGAACGAACUUGGCUGGAGGAGUCUCUUCAACCGGAUCAGGCAGGCUGCGAGGUCAGAACUUAACUAAUUUUAUGGCUAUACCUAGAUAUAUUUAAAUACAUAUACCGAUAAAUACACGUAAUGUAAACUGUGGUAGUUGCAUAUAAAAAAUUGAAAUCGAAAAACCGAAAAAAAUCGCGACAAGAAUGAUCAAAAAUAAAGCCGGCGUGCGAAAUUGCAAA
Messenger RNA from Drosophila suzukii, 5175 nucleotides. RefSeq names its product spalt-related (gene salr). Gene Ontology annotation, cellular component: nucleus. NCBI's taxonomy places the organism in Eukaryota, Metazoa, Arthropoda, Insecta, Diptera, Drosophilidae. Gene Ontology annotation, biological process: regulation of transcription by RNA polymerase II. Gene Ontology annotation, molecular function: RNA polymerase II cis-regulatory region sequence-specific DNA binding; DNA-binding transcription factor activity, RNA polymerase II-specific. The record is from RefSeq and is a predicted model, not a curated record.